This is a messenger RNA of Physella acuta, 1426 nucleotides long. Its product is annotated as procathepsin L. NCBI's taxonomy places the organism in Eukaryota, Metazoa, Mollusca, Gastropoda, Physidae. Gene Ontology annotation, molecular function: cysteine-type peptidase activity. The record is from RefSeq and is a predicted model, not a curated record. Gene Ontology annotation, biological process: proteolysis.
CAGGACUAAUUGAAAAACCGAAACUUCAAUUUCUAAUUCAUUUCCUACAAGAGCUGAACACUUAAAGCACUGAAUUCAGCAAGCCCUAUCAGAAUCACUGACUCACUCUACCAACAGAGACCGAGGAUGUUUGUGCUAGCUAUCUUCGCCCUGACCUUGACAUUGGCAUCUGCCACACUGGAGGCCAACUGGCUCAUCUUCAAGGCCAAGCACAACAAGACGUACUCAUCUUUCGAAGACGGGUACCGUCGUUACAUCUGGCAGACGAACCUGAAGAAGAUCGAGGAACACAACGAGCUGUAUAGGCUGGGGAUCAAAAGCUUUUAUCUGCAGGAGAAUAAAUAUGCUGAUAUGACCAACGAAGAGUUCACCAAAACUAUGAACCGUCACAGGAUCACAGUGAAACUCGGUAACGUCACCACAGGUUCAUUCAAGCGCGAUCUGGCCUCGUCGGUCGACUGGCGACAGAAGGGCGUGGUCACCAAUGUCAAAGAUCAAGGUGAUUGCGGGUCAUGCUGGGCUUUCUCCACGACCGGGUCAAUUGAAGGUCAACAUGCCCUGGCCACUGGCGUACUCGUUAGCCUGUCCGAAUCUAAUUUAGUUGAUUGCUCGACAGAAAACUAUGGAUGCGUAGGUGGCUACGUGUCGAAAGCUUUUGCUUACGUCAUCCAAAAUAACGGUAUUGAUAGAGAGGCCAGUUAUCCUUAUACGCCUACGCAAGGUAUCUGUGCUUAUUCAAGCGCGGCAGUGGGGGCAAAAAUCAGCUCCUUCAACACUACAGAAAAGGGCAGCGAGAUCGCUUUACAACAGGCUGUGGCUGGGGUUGGGCCCAUCAGCGUUACUAUAGACGCCAGUCAUCAGUCCUUCCAGCUGUAUGGUGGAGGUGUGUACUAUGAGCCUAUGUGCUCUAGAGAAAUGCUCGAUCAUGCGGUGCUGGUAGUGGGUUAUGACACAGACGGCGCUCAGGACUAUUGGAUUGUCAAAAACAGCUGGGGUGUAUCUUGGGGACUGAGCGGCUACAUCAAGAUGAUCAGAAACCAGAACAACAAUUGUGGGAUAGCCUCAAACGCUCUGUACCCCAUCAUUUAAAAUUCAAGAGAAUCCCUCUCGUUAAAACAGUUUUUUCACUGUUUCUAAAUCCUCACUUCCUAUUAUUUAUCUUGCAGACAACCACAAAUCCAUAUUAAAUCCUCACUUCCUAGACUUUAUCUUGCUGAUAACAACAAUAGAUAUGUAUUCCCAAUGGCUUGCCUUAAUUUCACACACACAAACCUAUUCUUUACUGCAAAUCAGAAAUCCAUUUUGGUUUAUUUAAAGCUUUCCUUGACAUAGCUUAUAAUUAUUUACAUGAUACUAUCACUAUGGUACAGUUAAGCCAAAUGCACCUAGCUGUAAAUUAUAUAUUUAUUUAAUUAAAAAGGACAUG